Messenger RNA from Scleropages formosus (Asian bonytongue), 858 nucleotides. It is a transcript of the gene dph3, whose product is annotated as diphthamide biosynthesis 3. Gene Ontology annotation, biological process: protein histidyl modification to diphthamide. Lineage: Eukaryota; Metazoa; Chordata; Actinopteri; Osteoglossiformes; Osteoglossidae. Gene Ontology annotation, molecular function: metal ion binding. The record is from RefSeq and is a predicted model, not a curated record. The transcript is spliced from 3 exons. Bases 28 to 282 code for a protein of 84 amino acids.
UAAAACGCACAUCUUUACGUCGACACCAUGUCAGUGUUUCAUGACGAGGUAGAAAUCGAAGACUUUGAAUAUGACGAAGAAACGGAAACAUAUUAUUUCCCCUGCCCAUGCGGAGACAGAUUUGCUAUUACUAAAGAGGACCUGGAAAACGGAGAAGAAGUGGCAACGUGUCCCAGUUGCUCACUCAUAGUCAGAGUGAUCUAUGACAAAGAGGAUUUCAUGUCCGGAGAGAUAAUUCCAGCACCAGCAGUGGAAAACAAAGUGGAACUGGCCAAGACAUGACCUUGGAGCUCCUUCUUCUGUGACCUCCCCUGACCAUGGUGCUUUACCUAGUGUUGAUAGCCUAGGUGUAUGAGCCCUCACCUCGAUCGCAGCAGCGAGGAAAGACACUUCAUACUCAUAGUAACUACACGCACAACACAUAUAGUCCCCUAAGAGAGUCUGGACCCCUGUACAUCGUGGAGCUGGGCACAAUGCAGAAAGUGCAGCUUCGGAAAAUACUUGAGUUUUGUUCUAUUUAUCAAAUGUCAUUUAUGCAAACAUUUCUUACUUAAAUUAUUUUUUUAAAAAUUCCUACAUAUUAAAUAUAAGAUCAAACUUUUGUUGAAGUUUGUUGCCUCUUUUUUUGAAAAAGGUAAAAGAAUUAAAGGCCAAAAGGAUUAUAAAUAAUUGUCUUGAGUGUUACUGGUCAUUUUUAAAUGGUCCACAGGCAGAAAAUUGUGUGCACGUCACAAAAAUGACACCCAACAGGCUAUACAGAACAAAAAAAUUAGGUGCAGCAAUGCAAGUGACAGACUUCUAUGUGCUAAAGAAGCUAUGGCAGUUACACAAAUUUGGGGGGAAAAAAAUCAAGUUUAA